GCGCCCAUCCUCCCCCGGGCCCGGGGGCCACACGCAUCUCCCCUCCUCUCCUGCCUGUUCCUUUGCCUCGCCGCUGCACUUUGCCCCCUCGCCCCGGUUGCCGCCUGCUCCUUGUUAGUCCUCCUGUCAUUUGAAACCCCCGGUCCGGUGUCUGUGCGGACAGAGGCAUGACGGCAGCCGGGCCCGCCUCUCCCGCUCAGUCCGCCACUGCCACGGGUGAGGACCAGCUGCCUUCGCCAUUCAGCGAGGACCAGGGCGCUUCUCUGCCGGCUGACCCGAGCACCAGCCUUUCUGGAUGGUCGGCUUCUGAAAGUCCGGCCUCGCCAUCAUCGCCGGCUGUCCGGCAGGAGCCCCAUCUUCCGGCGACUGCCCAGCAGCCGGUCUCCUCGCCGGUCCCGGCUCUCGAGGGCCCUCUUUCCCCGUCCUCCCCCCGCAGGACCGAGCGCCCUCCGCCCCUGCGGAGCGACGCCCGACUGUCGCGUCCGCCAUUUACGGCCGAUGAUCGUCGAACUUUGUCAUUGUCGCCGCCGCCGUCGCCCCCGCCACCAGACGAUCUCGCCCACACCUUUGGCGUGAUCCUCCCUCCCGAGCCGGAGGGAGAGGCUCCGGACAUGGCCCACUUGAGGGAGAUCCUCGAUUCCACAUCCUUUGACCGGCUGCUGGCCGAUGCCGCCUCCUCACAUGUGCGACACAUCCUGGCCAAGCUCCUCCCUGGGACACCGGCCCCGGUGGUGCUGCCCGGCUCACCGCCAUCGCCACGGCCACCAUCGUCACCCCCCCCAUCGUCGAUCGAGCCCCUCCCGGCAGAUGCGGCGCUCAACUCGCCCGCCGCAUCCUCUCCCCUGCCUGCGAUGCCGAUGCCCGAACUGGGAGCAUCUUCCUCCGACUCGGCCACCCUCCUGGACCAUGCUGCCUGGGGGUUCGGCUUGUCUGUGGACUGCGCCCAGGAAGAUGAGGACGAUUCGGUGGACGCGCGCACGCAUGUCCUUGUUGCGGCCAUCGCCUCGUUGCCUGGUGGCCCGCCGGAGGAGGCCCCUCCGGCGGUGGUGUCGGGCUUGCCAGCCGAUUUGGCCCUCGGGCGCCUUGCCUUGCCGGCCAUCGAGUUUGAUCGGUCGGUUUUGCUGCCAGCCAUCCCCCCGGCAGCAGCUGCGGUCAAGGUCUCCUCGGCGGCCCCCUCGGCGGCCCCUCUGUCGGGGGCUUCGCCCGAUCAGCCAAUCAGCUCGGCAGUUGCUCGGCCUGGCGUUGCCGGGUCCACCCUGGGCAGUCAAAUCAGCAAAUUCUUUGCCCCCGCCGGCCCGGGGCCCCUCCCUGGAACGGGGCUCAUUUCAUUGCUGUCCUUUACCCCGGCGGCCGGCGCUCCCGACGGGGAAACCUCCCUUGCUCCGUCCAGUCCAACGAGCGCGUCGAAUCUCCUGGCCGAGCUGUCCGACGCCCUGCGAGUUCCGCCCGGCGAGACGCAAAGCAAGUCCCGGUCUACGGCGCUGACUGCGGCCGCGGCGUGUGCCCUGGCCGGGGCGGUCCUCCUCGGGCCCGGGACAUUUGCGGUGCUGGGAGUUGGUGCAGCGGCCGCGGCCGCGGCCGCA
Fonticula alba is the source of this 1583-nucleotide messenger RNA. RefSeq lists its product as hypothetical. The annotation marks the transcript as partial. The transcript has 2 exons. The record is from RefSeq and is a predicted model, not a curated record. NCBI's taxonomy places the organism in Eukaryota, Rotosphaerida, Fonticulaceae.